Messenger RNA from Penicillium angulare, 276 nucleotides. RefSeq lists its product as uncharacterized. NCBI's taxonomy places the organism in Eukaryota, Fungi, Ascomycota, Eurotiomycetes, Eurotiales, Aspergillaceae. The record is from RefSeq and is a predicted model, not a curated record. Bases 1 to 276 code for a protein of 91 amino acids. The transcript has a single exon.
AUGCGUUACCAAGAGGAUCCGCAGGGACAUCUGCGACACCAAGAGCCUCCGCAGGAGACAGCUGCGAAAUCAAGCGACUCCGCAGGAGACAGCUGCGAAAUCAAGCGACUCCGCAGGAGACAGCUGCGAAAUCAAGCGCCUCCGCAGGGACAUCUGCGAAAUCAAGGCCCCCUGGCAAUGUGCAAGCACCUCUGCGUGGUGCUAGGGACCAGUAUUCACCUCACCUGGGGACUGCAACUCCCAUGGGGACUGAAGAAGCCAAGACUUGCACAGUAG